ACCACCUUCCCUUCCCCCACUGUCCCUUGCGUGACACGUGGGAAGCCACCACCUCUAUCCAUUUCGGGUUCGGACGAUUCAUCUCGUCACACUCCCUCCCUCUCCCGCACAAAAACAAAGACCAUACAUUCAUAUAAAUAAUACUAAAUCCUGGAAAGAAGAAGCAGCAGAGGAGCAGAGGAGGAGGGUCCAGAAGAGUAGUUGGCGGUGGGAAGAUCGAUCCAGAGGCUGCGCACUGCCUGCCCGCCUCCAUGGCCAUGGCCAGCAGGCAGGAGGGGAGCCUCGACGCCGUGCUCAAGGAGGCCGUCGACCUGGAGCACAUCCCGAUCGAUGAAGUGUUUGAGAACCUUCGGUGCAGCCAUGAGGGGCUCACUUCCGAGCAGGCGCAGCAGCGGCUGCAGAUCUUCGGCCCGAACAAGCUCGAGGAGAAGGAGGAGAGCAAGUUCCUCAAGUUUCUGGGGUUCAUGUGGAACCCACUCUCAUGGGUCAUGGAGGCUGCGGCGAUCAUGGCCAUCGCGUUGGCCAACGGAGGGGGGAAGCCGCCAGAUUGGCAAGACUUUGUCGGUAUCAUCACGCUGCUACUUAUAAACUCCACCAUCAGUUUCAUAGAGGAGAACAAUGCCGGAAAUGCCGCCGCCGCGCUUAUGGCCCGCCUUGCACCAAAAGCCAAGGUUCUCCGUGACGGUCGUUGGACCGAGGAGGAGGCAGCCGUCCUUGUGCCUGGGGACAUCAUCAGCAUCAAACUUGGAGAUAUCAUUCCUGCCGACGCACGCCUCCUAGACGGCGACCCUUUGAAGAUUGAUCAGUCCGCCCUGACCGGAGAAUCACUGCCAGCCACCAAAGGCCUUGGUGACGGCGUCUACUCUGGUUCGACGGUCAAGCAGGGCGAGAUCGAGGCUGUUGUCAUAGCAACUGGUGUGCACACUUUCUUUGGAAAGGCCGCACAUCUCGUUGACUCCACUAACCAAGUUGGCCAUUUCCAGCAGGUGUUAACAGCCAUCGGGAACUUUUGUAUUUGCUCGAUCGCCGUGGGAAUGUUCAUCGAGAUCAUUGUCAUGUAUCCUAUCCAGCACAGGGCGUACCGCCCUGGGAUCGACAACCUUUUGGUGCUCCUCAUUGGAGGCAUUCCCAUAGCGAUGCCCACAGUCUUGUCGGUCACCAUGGCGAUUGGGUCUCAUCGCUUGUCUCAACAGGGAGCUAUAACAAAGCGAAUGACUGCAAUUGAAGAGAUGGCCGGCAUGGAUGUUCUUUGCAGUGAUAAAACUGGAACCCUGACUCUAAAUAAGCUCAGUGUGGACAAGAACCUAAUCGAGGUUUUUGAAAAAGGAGUGACUCAAGACCAGGUAAUUCUGAUGGCUGCUAGAGCAUCCCGGAUAGAAAAUCAAGAUGCCAUUGAUACAGCAAUAGUUGGGAUGCUAGGCGAUCCAAAAGAGGCGCGUGCUGGUAUUCAAGAGGUUCAUUUUCUGCCGUUCAAUCCUACCGACAAAAGAACUGCCUUGACAUACAUCGAUGGUGAUGGAAAGAUGUGUCGUGUUAGCAAAGGUGCACCAGAGCAGAUUCUCAACCUGGCCCACAACAAGUCAGAGAUCGCACAAAAAGUCCACACUGUCAUCGACAAGUUCGCGGAACGUGGACUUCGGUCACUUGGUGUAGCAUAUCAGGACGUGCCAGACGGGAGGAAAGAGAGCCCGGGUAGCCCGUGGCAUUUUGUUGCUCUCUUGCCACUCUUUGAUCCACCGAGGCACGACAGCGCAGAAACAAUUCAAAGGGCACUUAACCUUGGUGUGAAUGUGAAGAUGAUCACAGGCGACCAGCUCGCGAUUGGGAAGGAAACAGGGCGUCGUCUAGGAAUGGGUACAAACAUGUACCCUUCAUCUGCUUUGCUGGGGCAGAACAAGGAUGAGUCUAUUGCUGAUUUACCAGUCGAUGAUCUAAUUGAGAAAGCCGAUGGUUUUGCUGGCGUAUUCCCAGGUAUGUGCUGUAAUCAGUUAGAAGAAAAUAAAAUCAAAGAAAUGAAAAAGGGACAUAACAAUAAUAUGGUAACAUUUUUUCUUUGCUCAGAACACAAAUAUGAGAUUGUGAAACGCCUACAAGCACGGAAGCACAUUUGUGGAAUGACUGGCGAUGGCGUAAACGAUGCACCAGCCCUAAAGAAAGCUGAUAUUGGUAUAGCGGUUGCCGAUGCGACAGAUGCAGCGAGGAGUGCUUCUGAUAUCGUACUCACCGAACCUGGUCUAAGUGUGAUCAUUAGUGCCGUCCUUACCAGUCGAGCGAUUUUCCAGCGGAUGAAGAACUACACUAUCUAUGCGGUCUCAAUUACAAUACGUAUUGUGCUUGGAUUUAUGCUACUUGCCCUCAUAUGGGAAUUUGAUUUCCCGCCAUUUAUGGUCCUGAUCAUAGCAAUUCUGAAUGAUGGUACCAUAAUGACAAUAUCCAAGGAUCGAGUAAAGCCUUCUCCACUACCUGACAGCUGGAAGUUGGCUGAAAUUUUCACAACAGGGGUGGUUCUUGGCGGAUACUUGGCAAUGAUGACUGUCAUUUUCUUCUGGGCUGCAUACAAGACUAACUUUUUCCCUAGGGUCUUCCAUGUAAAAAGCCUUGAGAAGACCACUCAAGAUGACUUCAAAAUGCUUGCCUCUGCUGUAUACCUUCAAGUCAGCACCAUCAGCCAAGCUCUCAUCUUCGUUACAAGGUCUCGAAGCUGGUCGUUCGUCGAGCGCCCCGGCUUUCUCCUGGUCUUCGCUUUCUUCGUCGCACAGCUGAUAGCUACACUGAUCGCUGUAUACGCUGACUGGGGAUUCACUUCGAUCAAAGGCAUCGGAUGGGGCUGGGCUGGCAUCGUGUGGCUCUACAACAUCGUCUUCUACUUCCCGCUUGACAUCAUCAAGUUCUUCAUCCGAUAUGCUCUGAGCGGCAAAGCAUGGGAUCUUGUCAUUGACCAAAGAAUCGCGUUUACAAGGAAGAAGCACUUUGGCAAGGAAGAGAGGGAGCUCAAGUGGGCCCAUGCACAAAGGACGCUCCAUGGGCUGCAGCCACCGGAUGCCAAGCUGUUCCCUGAGAAGGCGGCCUACAACGAGCUCAGUCAGAUGGCCGAGGAGGCGAAACGGAGGGCCGAGAUUGCAAGGCUCAGGGAGCUCCACACUCUCAAGGGGCAUGUGGAGUCAGUUGUGAAGCUGAAGGGCCUCGACAUCGGCACCAUUCAGCAAUCUUACACCGUGUGAUAGAUUUUUUUUUCGAAAAAGGGGGACUCCUCGGCCUUUGCAUCAGAACGAUGCAUACGGCCAAUUUUAUAAAUAAACAAAUAGGUUCAACAAGGUCUAAAAGUCUGAAACAAAAGUAACGUCAAGCUCAUAAAGAGCCAAAGAGCCAACGAGGAGCUAAAGGUAGAACAAAUAUUCUCUCAAGUUUUAUCGACCACCGAUACAACUCUA
This is a messenger RNA of Triticum dicoccoides, 3431 nucleotides long. RefSeq names its product plasma membrane ATPase 1-like. NCBI's taxonomy places the organism in Eukaryota, Viridiplantae, Streptophyta, Magnoliopsida, Poales, Poaceae. Gene Ontology annotation, cellular component: membrane. Gene Ontology annotation, biological process: proton export across plasma membrane. Bases 252 to 3221 code for a protein of 989 amino acids. The transcript is spliced from 20 exons. Gene Ontology annotation, molecular function: ATP binding; ATP hydrolysis activity; P-type proton-exporting transporter activity. The record is from RefSeq and is a predicted model, not a curated record.